This is a messenger RNA of Lacerta agilis (Sand lizard), 2189 nucleotides long. RefSeq names its product solute carrier family 35 member A3 (gene SLC35A3). Gene Ontology annotation, biological process: pyrimidine nucleotide-sugar transmembrane transport. Gene Ontology annotation, cellular component: Golgi membrane. The coding region runs from base 114 to 1094 and encodes 326 amino acids. The transcript has 8 exons. Lineage: Eukaryota; Metazoa; Chordata; Lepidosauria; Squamata; Lacertidae. The record is from RefSeq and is a predicted model, not a curated record. Gene Ontology annotation, molecular function: UDP-galactose transmembrane transporter activity.
GGGGCGGGACCGGGAGUGGAUGGCGGCGGCGGCGGCGCGUGGGGGGGAGAAAGCAGCACCCGGAAGGGAAGAGCGCCAGGCUCCCCGCGCGGCAGGAAAGCGAUAGUCAAGCUAUGUCUACCAACUUGAAAUACCUAUCCUUGGGGAUUUUGGUAUUCCAGACAACUAGCUUGGUUUUGACUAUGCGGUAUUCAAGGACACUGAAAGAAGAAGGACCUCGUUAUCUAUCUUCAACUGCAGUGGUUAUUGCUGAGCUUUUGAAGAUCACAGCCUGUAUUUUGUUGGUUUACAAAGACAGCAAGUGCAAUUUACGAUCUCUGAACAGAGUGUUGCAUGAUGAAAUCCUUAAUAAGCCUAUGGAGACACUUAAACUUGCUAUUCCUUCUGGGAUUUACACACUGCAGAAUAAUCUCCUGUAUGUUGCCUUGUCAAACCUAGACGCAGCCACUUACCAGGUCACGUAUCAGCUGAAAAUUCUUACCACUGCGUUAUUUUCUGUGUCCAUGCUCAGUAAGAAAUUAGGUGUGUAUCAAUGGCUUUCAUUAGUGAUUUUGAUGGCUGGAGUUGCAUUUGUACAGUGGCCAUCAGAUUCACAAGAAGCGGCCACUAAGGAACUCUCAGCAGGAUCACAGUUUGUGGGCCUGAUGGCAGUACUUAUAGCCUGCUUUUCAAGUGGAUUUGCUGGAGUGUAUUUUGAGAAAAUCUUGAAAGAAACAAAACAGUCAGUAUGGAUCAGGAACAUUCAGUUGGGAUUUUUUGGCAGCAUAUUUGGCUUGAUGGGCGUCUACAUUUAUGACGGGGAACUUGUAUCGAAGAAUGGGUUUUUUCAAGGUUAUAACCAGCUCACCUGGAUAGUCGUCGUUCUGCAGGCACUUGGAGGCCUUGUUAUAGCUGCUGUUAUAAAAUAUGCAGACAACAUUUUAAAAGGAUUUGCAACAUCUUUGUCUAUUAUACUGUCAACAUUAAUCUCAUACUUCUGGCUGCAAGAUUUUGUCCCUACAAGUGUUUUUUUUCUUGGAGCCGUUCUUGUAAUAGCUGCUACAUUCCUAUAUGGUUAUGACCCAAAGCCUGCGGGGAAUCCUACUAAAGCGUAGCAGAAUCUUCAGUGCCAGCCCUUUAUUUGCAAAAACUGUGCAUUAAGGACCUCAAAAUAAUUAUAUGGAGGACCACCAAGCACUGGAAUGGAAGAGUUUACAUGGUAUCUGAAGAAUGACAACAUAUUAAAAUACUGGUUUAUGGGAGACAAAACUACAGAAAGACAGAAAACAGUAUGUACCUCUGGAAACGAAGGAAGUCCUAGAACAAAACUUGAAGGGAACAUGUUGCAACUAAUACCUACAAUUAGAAAUGCUUCCUGCUUGAACUCUGAGGUUAAAUCAGAAUUAUUUACUGUAUUUGACAGCUGCAGAAAUGCCCUAUGCACUCUUCUUGCAAGAGCACAUGACAUUUGUUGAAUUGUACCUUUUUUCUUUUCUUUUUUGCAAAUCGACGAUUUCAUCUUAGUAUUUUUUUUUAAACUUGCUGUAUAUUUGUAAUUAUCAAAUCAAAGUGAAAUAAGACUUGGUGCAACCAUGGCGUUUCUGAUUUGGUAUUCCGAUUUAAACCCCUGCAAAGUAGGAUUGAAUCAUUCUCCUUUCAAACAUUUUAAAUAUUUUAUAUAGAAAGCUGAACAAGUAAACAGAAAUUGGUGUUGGGAAACGUAUCUAUACACAUUUCUUACGGUCACGAGAAAUCUUUUUGAUAAGAUUCCCAGAGAGGAAGUAUUUGAAUCCACAAAUAAUAAAAAGGAUUAACCAGAAGUGUUGUGUAUAUGUAGGGAUCAGGUCACAAAUCUAUGCUGCUGCAGCACAACCAUUGAGUCUGACCAAAGGCUUCGUAAAAACAAAUCGAAGAGGCAUAGCUGCUGUGCUUUCAUUCAACAAAAGGCUAUGAUAAAGUGCCAGAGUUGGCACCAGAUAUGGAUGUGUGUGUUCAAAGAGCAAAUCAUUUAUAUAUAUAUAUAUAUAUAAGCGAAAAAAGUCUUGUAAUUACCUUACAGUGCAUUUCAUUGCUUCAAAAUUUAAUUUGAAAAUAUUUUAAACUGUAUUUUUUAAAUUAGUCAUGGAAAUGUUUAAAGGUAUAAUCGUUCCUUUUGGAGCCAUGGUGAUAUAUCAUGUGAAUAUACUGUAUUAUAUUACAGAGCUUUAAAA